Clupea harengus (Atlantic herring) is the source of this 2119-nucleotide messenger RNA. It is a transcript of the gene fkrp, whose product is annotated as fukutin related protein. Gene Ontology annotation, cellular component: Golgi apparatus. Gene Ontology annotation, biological process: protein O-linked glycosylation via mannose. NCBI's taxonomy places the organism in Eukaryota, Metazoa, Chordata, Actinopteri, Clupeiformes, Clupeidae. The record is from RefSeq and is a predicted model, not a curated record.
CCUCUCCCCCACUGUCCCACACACACAUCGCCUAGACAAGGACGACCCGGGCGUCAUGGAUUUGGAGUGGGCAUCAGACUCACUCUGACCCACAGAACAUCACCGGCACUCUAUCGGAACCGCGAUCCCCGGCCGCCAGUUGCGCGUAGCCCAGUCGUCGUCGUCGUCGUCGUCGUCGUCGUCGUCGUCGUCGUCGUCGUCGUCGUCGCCGCCGCCGCCGCCGCCGCCGCCAUCAUGCGGGUGAGCUUCUGCCAGGCCCUGCUGGCGGGCGCCAUCGUGAUCAACCUGCUCAUCCUCUACUACGUGUCCCGCGCCCAGCAGCAGAUGAUGGAGCGCCGGCGGGACCAGGGCAAGGGCUCCAAGAAGGGAGGCCUGUCCGGCCCGGGAGGCCUCGGCGCUGGGGUGGGACUGGCAGCAGGAGGGAUGGGCGGCGGCGGCGGCGGUGGAGGUGGUGGAGGUAACGUGGCGGGGGUCCCUGGGGUGAAGCCCGAGGUGAGCGGCCGUGGCGGCCCCCGCGUCACUGUGCUCGUGAGAGAGUUCGAGGACUUUGAGAACUACGUCGGUGAGGUGGCCCGCUCCUUCCUGCGCCAGCGGCCGGACCUGCCCUUCCUGGCGGUGGCCGACACGCUGCCCUACCCGCCCCUGGCGCUGCCUGAGGGGGGCGCUAGACUCCUCGUGCUGGCCCCCAGCCCUGAGCUGCCCCCCCAAGCCAACCGGCCCGAGUUCCACGUGCAGACGGAGUUUGUGCUGCUGGUGCCUGAUGGAGUGGAGCUGGAGCACGGACGACAGGUGGAGCAUCUGAUCCGUGAGCUGGAGGGUGAGGGUGGCGGGGCGGUGCGUCUGGUGGCGGCGCCCGUCCUGACGCGCUCGUCCGUGCAGUGCCUGCACCUGCGCGUGAGCCUGCGCGAGUGGACGGCCACGUACACGCCGGCGGCCUCGGGCAGCAGCGGGAGCGUGUGCACGGCGCUGUCGGGCGACGCCGUGGUGCUCCUGCGCGCCGAGGACCUCUUCAACCUGUCCACGCCGCUGGGCCGCCCGCAGCUCGCCUCGCUCUUCGUGCAGACGGCGCUCCGCGGUUGGCGCGUCAAGCUGCUCGAGACGCCCUGCUUCGCCGCCGGCCGCCGCCCGCUCUUCAGCUCCGCCCACAACCAGUGGAAGGCGGAGACGCAGCAGAAGGAGGCGACGGCGGCGCUCAUGCGCGGCUUCGGCAUCAAGCGCCUCCUGCAGGCCGACGGCAAGGAGCAGUGGUUCGGCUGCGGCAAGGACACGGCGCGCUGCUUCGGCACGGUGCGCGAGGACACGCCCGACUACCUCUACCUGGAGCGCUGGACGCCGCCCUGCUGCCUGCGCGCGCUCCGGGAGACCACCAAGUACGUCAUCGGCGUGCUGGAGAGCGCCGGCGUGCGCUACUGGCUGGAGGGGGGCAGUCUGCUCGGCGCGGCCCGCCACCAGGACAUCAUCCCCUGGGACUACGACGUGGACCUGGGCAUCUACCUGGAGGACGUUCCCAACUGCGAGCAGCUGCGCGGGCUGGACUCGGGCUCGCUGGUGGACGCGCACGGCUACGUGUGGGAGCGGGCGGUGGAGGGCGACUUCUUCCGGGUGCAGUACAGCGAGGUGAACCACCUGCACGUGGACCUGUGGCCGUUCUACGCGCGCAGCGGCGUCAUGACCAAGGACACGUGGACGGAGCACAAGCAGGACGUGGAGUUCCCCGAGCACUUCCUGCAGCCGCUCGUGCCCAUGCCCUUCGCCGGCGUCACCGCCUACGCGCCCAACAACCACCGCGCCUUCCUCGAGCUCAAGUUUGGCCAGGGCGUCGUCGAGAACCCCCAGUACCCCAACCCCGCCCGGAAGAGACUGGACAGGAGCCGCCUCUGAGGAGGGUGCACGUGGUGAUGUAGGAGGGGGCAGGGGGCAGGAGGGGAACGGUACAGCGCUCUGCUUUUAACCUCAUCAUGUUCCUGGAUGGUUAGGGUCAAGGGCGUUCGGAACCUGGAGGACAUUAGGUCAGAAAGAUUGGAAACUUGAGUUUUGAGAUUGACUGGAUUAUGUCUGGGUCCGUAUAGCUGUAAUUCACAAGGUUUAAAGGUUCUUGUGUGUGUGUGUGUGUGUGUGU